CAUUGUUGCACUGCGAGGUUACCUCAGGCAUCUUCUCUCUAUAGAUCACGGCCAAUUCAUUUCAUCCUUCAUGGUUGAGUCCCCCAUCCCCUCCACUCGAUUCGCAUCCGACUGCCCUUAUCCCCACCCAAGCACGCAAUAACCUCCGAUCCACCAAAUCCGGCCCGACGUCAAAUCCCCGGAUCGGCCCUCUUUCUUCCUCUUCUUCUUUCUCUGUUGUCUCUGUGCCACUCUCCCCUCUUCUUUCUCUCCUCUCCUCCACCUGCUCUAUGUUCUCGGGCCACCGCACCCUCUCCACUGCCACGACCACCGCCACUCGGUUCCUGACUGCAUCCCCCGCAGCAACUCUACCCCGCCAUCCCUUCCGCGCCAUGUCGGCCACCACCCCUCGUCCCGACCCGUUUCGUCCGGCCGCCAGAGUCGCCGGCCAGCGACAGGAUGUCUGGUCCAUUGUGAAUGAAGCCGCCGCCGCCUCCCCCGUCCAGCCCAUCGUGAACAUGGGCCAGGGUUUCUUUGGCUACAACCCCCCGAAGUUCGCCUUGGACGCUGCCAAGGAAGCCCUCGAUCGCGUCGAAUGCAACCAAUACUCCCCGACCAAGGGACGUCCGCGCCUGAAGCAGGCCCUGGCCGAUGCCUACUCCCCUUUCUUCGGCCGGAGCCUCAACCCCGAUACCGAAGUCACGAUCACCACGGGCGCGAACGAAGGCAUGCUGAGCGCGUUCAUGGGAUUCAUCGAGCCCGGCGAUGAGGUGAUCAUCUUCGAGCCUUUCUUCGACCAGUACAUCAGCAACAUUGAGAUGCCCGGGGGUACCAUCCGCUACGUCCCUCUGCACCCUCCCAAGGACGGCGCCACGAGAACCUCCCCUGCCUCGGAGUGGACGAUAGACUUUGAGGAGCUGGAAAACACCAUCAACAGCAAGACCAAGAUGAUUGUCCUGAACUCACCCCACAACCCCGUCGGCAAGGUAUUCUCGCGGGCCGAGCUCGAGCGCAUCGGCGAGCUCUGCAUCAAGCACAACCUGAUCAUCCUGUCCGACGAAGUCUACGACCGCCUCUUCUACGUCCCCUUCACGCGCAUCGCCACCCUCUCCCCCGAGCUCUACGAGCGCACGCUGACCGUCGGGUCCGCGGGCAAGGCCUUCUACGCCACCGGCUGGCGCGUCGGCUACCUCAUCGGCCCGGAGCACCUGAUCAAGUACGUGGCGGGCGCGCACACGCGCAUCUGCUACAGCAGCGUGUCGCCCCUGCAGGAGGCGGUGGCCGUGGCUUUCGAGCAGGCGGACAAGGUCGGGUUCUGGGACGAGAGCCGGAACGAGAUGAAGGGAAAGAUGGAGCGUUUCUGUCAGGUGUUUGACGAGCUUAACAUUCCGUACUCCGACCCCGAGGGCGGCUACUUCGUCCUCGCUAACAUGGCGUCCGUCAAACUCCCCGCCGACUACCCCUUCCCGCCGCACGUGGCCAGCCGUCCGCGCGACUUCAAGCUGUGCUGGUUCUUGAUCCACGAGGUGGGCGUGGCGGCCAUCCCGCCGACGGAGUUCUACACGGACGCGAACGCCCACAUCGCGGAGGACUAUCUCCGGUUUGCCGUGUGCAAGAACGACGACGUGCUGGAGACGGCCAAGGAGAGACUGCGUGGGCUGAAGAAGUAUAUCAACUAGUGGACAUCAACUAGUGGGAUACCGAUUAGUUGGAGGGGGGUUACGGGAUGGUCAUAGAAUGGGUGAUAUGCCCUCAACGGCAUCGUCAGAUAGAGCUCGCCUGAAUAGAGGUAAUUCGAGAUGCUUUCUUCGUUAUCUUUCUCUCCCUUUCAUUCUGGUAUUGUACAUUAUCUGGCAGAUGAGAUUGAUGACAGGGUACCCCCUUUUAUCAUCCAUCCAAAUGUCUGUCCUGACGGAACACGUCUUCAAGACCCUUCCUUUCGCUUCCGUCAAGACCGGACACAAAAACCACCAAGCUCUUCAAACCUCACUCCGUUCAAUAGAACCU
This is a messenger RNA of Aspergillus heteromorphus CBS 117.55, 1986 nucleotides long. Its product is annotated as kynurenine--oxoglutarate transaminase. Gene Ontology annotation, molecular function: L-kynurenine:2-oxoglutarate transaminase activity; pyridoxal phosphate binding. Gene Ontology annotation, cellular component: mitochondrion; cytoplasm. The record is from RefSeq and is a predicted model, not a curated record. Gene Ontology annotation, biological process: biosynthetic process. The transcript has 9 exons. Lineage: Eukaryota; Fungi; Ascomycota; Eurotiomycetes; Eurotiales; Aspergillaceae. Bases 270 to 1658 code for a protein of 462 amino acids.